AUGCCCGAACCUUGUGACUUGUUCGAGUACACGACCGGACGAUGGAUCUAUAAUGACGCGUUGAGACAUCGCGAGACGAGACGUGCUUUCAACGUCUCUGAAUUGAAGCGCCUUGCUGCCCUAGCGGUUCAGCAGAAGGAAGACGACGUCACUGGCUUCGAGAAGCUUGCCGAAGGAGGAUUCAACCGAAGUUUUAAGAUCACCAUGCGAAAUGGCUUCCAAUUUGUUGCGCGAAUCCCUUACCCUGUCACCGAACCAAAAUUCCUAGUGGUCGCAAGUGAAGUCGCAACGAUAGAUUUUCUCCGUUCCCAUGGCAUUCCAGUUCCUAAGAUUUUUGGUUACUCUGCCGUUGCAGAUAACUCUGCAGGUACAGAAUACAUCUUCAUGGAACUUGUCCAAGGACAAAAUCUAGGUGAUAUCUGGUUUACUUUGUCUGAACAGGAGAGGAUAACGCUGGUCACAAAGCUCGUGGAGCUAGAGUCUCGUCUAUUUGGUCUACGGUUUCCAGCAAGUGGAAGUCUCUAUUACUACGAUGACCUGCCAGCCCAUGACUACCCAGUCACUGUUCCAAGCCCCAGCUCGACCCGCCGCUUCUGUAUCGGCCCCGAUACUUCGCUUGGUUUAUGGUUCGGGAAAAGACUCAACUUAUCCGUUGAGCGCGGGCCAUUUCUCACCGCCGGGGCCACAAAAGAGAUUGCAUAUCUCAAAAGAUUUGGACGACCUCUUCAGCCAUUUCAGCGACUUCGCAGAGAGAUGUACAAUUACCAGGCCCAAUCCCACCUCGAACAUAUUGUGAAUCUGGAGAAAUACCUUCAAAUUGCGCCUCACCUCAUACCGCGGGAUUGUCCUGCCCUUCAUCGUCCGGUCUUACGACAUCCUGAUCUUCAACCCAACAACAUAUUUGUUUCCAGUGACCUAGAAAUCAAAGGGUUAAUCGAUUGGCAGCAUAGUACGGUUCUCCCAUUAUUUCUGCAAUGCGGCAUCCCACAAAGUCUCCAGAAUUAUGGUGACGAGAUCUCGGAAUCACUACAAACCCCUACUUUACCAAGGAAUUUCGAUGAAUUAGAGGAGAUACAACGGUUCCAACAUGCGGAAAUUUUCCGCAAGCGUCAACUGCACUAUCUCUACGUCAAAUUGACUGCGGAUAAGAACCCUGAGCACUAUGAUGCCUUGACCUAUCAUUUGAGCGCCUUAAGGCGGCGGAUUUUUCACCAUGCCAGUGACCCUUGGGAGGGUGAUAAUAUGACCUUGAAAGCGGAUUUAGUUACACUGUCGAGAAAUUGGGGAGGAGCAAACCGUGAUGCGAGAACACCUUGCCCAAUCUUCUUUUCAGGCGACGAGUCGAGCGAAUGUCUGCGACUGGCACGUGAACAAUCCGACGCUGAUGAACAAUUUCAGGCUUGCCAAGAAGCAAUUGGAGUUGCAAAUGAGGGAUGGGUGCCCGUUGCAUACUACGACGAAGCAAAGGGACGCGAGAGAAAAUUAAAAGCGGACGCUCUUGAUGCUGCUGAAACAAAGGAGGAGAGAGCUAGAAUUGAAGAAAAUUGGAUUUUCGAUGACUUUUGUGAGGAGGAUUACAUCAAAUAA
This is a messenger RNA of Coccidioides posadasii C735 delta SOWgp, 1587 nucleotides long. NCBI's taxonomy places the organism in Eukaryota, Fungi, Ascomycota, Eurotiomycetes, Onygenales, Onygenaceae. The record is from RefSeq and is a predicted model, not a curated record.